This is a messenger RNA of Aphanomyces astaci, 2467 nucleotides long. Its product is annotated as CMGC/CLK protein kinase, variant. Gene Ontology annotation, biological process: protein phosphorylation. Lineage: Eukaryota; Oomycota; Saprolegniomycetes; Saprolegniales; Verrucalvaceae. The record is from RefSeq and is a predicted model, not a curated record. The transcript is spliced from 4 exons. The coding region runs from base 62 to 1294 and encodes 410 amino acids. Gene Ontology annotation, cellular component: nucleus. Gene Ontology annotation, molecular function: protein kinase activity; ATP binding.
GUCGAAUACAAACGCGUUCAUCUCAAUCACACCGUGGCAGUCGCAAAGGAGGCCGGCCGACAUGCAUCGAAGCCAUCGAAGCGACUACCGUAGCAAUCGCAGUCGAAGUCGACAUCGUGAUGCCGCCGGAGGACGAGAAAUGUCUCGCUACGGACCUGCGCCGUCCUCACGUGACGAUCGUCGAUUUCGAGACGACCGAGAUUACACUCGACCCACCAACUCCCGCCACGAAGGCCGCGACCGCCGCCAUCACUACUCUGGAAACUACCCAUCUGAUCGCCAUGAUGACUACCCUCGACGUGGAGGUCGCAGUCGCAGCAACCGACGCAGCCACCGCCGCAAUCGCGAACGGUCCAUGUCCCGUGAGACGUAUCGUCGUUCUCGUCGCACGAAACGGGAUGGUCGCAGCAGUGUCAGCAUGGAACGCGGCGGGUAUGACUACCAGCAUACAGCACCGCACAAGAGCAACAAGGUGGACAAGACGAAGGACUUGAGCGAUGACAGUGCGUCCCACGACGACACGAUCGGGAGCUACGAGGGGGUGCCCGGCGACGUGAUCGACAAGCGGUACGAGAUCCUUCGGGAUGCCGGACUGGGGACGUUCGGUCGCGUGGUGCUUUGCAAGGACCUCCUCUCCAAGAACAAGGACGACAUUGUCGCGCUCAAGGUCGUGCGCAAGGUGGAGAAGUACUCGGAGUCGGCCAAGAUCGAAGCCAACAUCCUCAAGCACGUCAACGACAAGGACGUGCGCGGCGACUCGCUGUGCGUGCGCAUGCAUCGAUGGUUUGAGUUUCAAGGCCAUGUGAUCCUCGUGUUUGAGCAACUGGGGGGGUCGCUGUACGACUAUCUCAAGCAACAAGACUACAAGCCGUUUCCCCUCGACUCGAUCCGCGCAUAUGCGUGGCAGUUGCUCACGUCGUUGAAAUUCCUCCAUCACAUCAAGCUCAUCCACACGGAUUUGAAACCAGAGAACAUUCUGCUCGUUCGUGACGCGGCCUGUGCCGGCGACCGCGCGAAAGCGUGCCAGCGCAAGGGCUACCUCGUCCCCCCUCUCCACGACCAAGUCAAACUGAUUGACUUUGGGGGCGCCACGUACGACGACGAGUCCAAGAGCGGAAUCAUCAACACGAGACAAUAUCGGUCGCCCGAGGUGAUGCUCGGCGUCGGGUGGAGCUUCCCGUCGGACAUUUGGUCGGCGGCGUGCAUCAUUGCCGAGCUCUACAUUGGCGAAUUGCUGUUUGUGACGGUGCGCAAGCCACGUCACAUGCCGGCUCUAUAUAUUGAUUCGAUGUGAUGAUAUAUAUGAUGUGACGUUAGCAUGAAAACCUCGAACACUUGGCGCUGAUUGAAAAGUGCAUCGGGUCGUUUCCGGCAGACAUGGUCGCGCGCGCCGACCGCCAAGCGCAAAAGUACUUUACCGACCACGGGGCGCUGUGUUGGCCCCAGGGCGCGGCGACCCGUGAGAGUGUGGACCACGUGCGCAAGAUGAAAUCGCUGGAAGAGAUCAUCGACGGAGGCGGCGACGACGACGACGGCGCGCACGAGCUGCUGGACCUGCUCACGCGCAUGCUCGCGAUGGACCCGACGGAGCGCGUGACGGCCGCAGAUGCGCUGCAGCACCCGUUUUUUAAAGGCGUGACGCUGCAGACGUUGCACGGAUGACGGCAUGGACAACGUCAUGAUAACGUCAUGGAUGAAUAGAUUACGCCGUCUCUUGGUUUGAUUUCAAACGACCGACCGUAAUAUGUACUAGUAUCAGCCACGAUUCAAACCAUCUAGUCCUUCCAAGAAGCGGCCUUGUGCACAUAUGUAGAGCUCGUCGCGAUGACUUUGUCACGACUUGGACGGGGUGCAUGUUCCUCCUUGUGUGUGUUGUCAUGGAAUGAUCGAUGGAUAUGUUACUUGUCGUUGAGGUCCUUGUGGUAUUCCCAUGAGAGGUUGUCGAGGGUGGCGUGGAGUUCGGCUUGGACACGCUCUAGUCGAUGCAUGGACGUUUCCAGAAGCCGGAACCUCGCUUCCAUCUCAAGAAACUCGUCGUAAUUCCUCUCGACCUCGGCCUUGUCCUUGAGGGCGGACUUUGCUGACAUUCGAGUGUAGUCGACGGUCAGCACAGCCACAGCCACAAGGAAGAUGAAGGUCUCGCCGAGGAUCUCAGCUCCCUUUUUGAACGCUUGGUCGGCAGGAAGUUCCUUGACCGUGAUGGUCGCAUUGCCACCAAGCCGCAUCGCGAGGACACUCUCAAGACUCCACCGGUUGACGCGCUGACCAAUGCGUUCACAGGUCUGUUGCAUCCACGGGUGCGACUUGGACAAGGUCUUCAUCUCGCCCACAAGCGGUUUGGUCAGUGCGCGAAUCAGCAUGCCCCCGAGUUUGUCCAAGGGCAGCGCCAUCGCUCGCUCGUUUGAAUUGCGUUUGGAACUUUGAUACGAUUGGAUAUAAUUAAACCAAAUUCUCUAAAUUCAUUGGC